AUGGAUCUUAUCUACCUCCUUCUUACGCUCCUUCUCACCCCCAUAAUCCAAGCCGGAGAAUGCGCCGCCAACCAUAUAAUAAUCGCCCGUGCUAGUACAGAACAGCCUGGGCCAGGCGUAAUCGGAAGUCUCGCCACCUUAAUUACCCAAGAUUUCCCAGGCACAACGAUGGAAAGCGUCGUAUACCCCGCAACCCUAGAUAAUUACGCGAAUUCCUCGGCGAUGGGGACGGCUGCCAUGAAAAAGCUUUUGACGACGUAUGUGGAUGCUUGUCCUACUUCCAAGGUGGUAUUGAUGGGGUAUUCGCAGGUGAGUGGACUCGUAAAAUGGUGGAGUUUAUGAGGGAAGAAGGAGGUAGGUUAAUGAAUGUGAAUAGGGCGCUCAUGUUGUGGGUGAUGUGAUGUGUGGUGGUGGAGGAGUCCAGGGAUCAGCAACGACACCACCUGUUGACGCAAAAUAUGGUGAUAGUGGUAUAUUCUCCUGUCUCUCUCUUUGUAAAGCCUCAAACCUUACACCACGCAGUUAAAGCAAUGAUCCAAAUGGGCGAUCCAAGAUUCGUCCUUCAAAAAAGUUAUAAUGUGGGAACUGCGACUUCGGAUGGUGUAAGUUAUUCCUGUCCUGGAAGAUUUAAAGACUGGCUCCUGAAGACAAAAAGAUGACAUGUAUGCUGAUCAAAAAUAUAGCUCUUCCCUCGUCAAGCAAACCAGACCUGCGACAAGUACGAGGAAAAAAUCCAGCUGUACUGCGAUGAUGGUGACCCAUUCUGUGAGAAGGGCGACACGCUUGAUGUGCAUUUAGGUUAUACCAAAAAGUAUAACGAAAAGGCUAGAGCAUUUGUGAAAACAAAACUUGCAUAA
Messenger RNA from Hymenoscyphus albidus, 857 nucleotides. Lineage: Eukaryota; Fungi; Ascomycota; Leotiomycetes; Helotiales; Helotiaceae. The record is from the annotation of a GenBank genome assembly.